Molecule: messenger RNA, 4128 nt
Organism: Myzus persicae (green peach aphid)
Lineage: Eukaryota; Metazoa; Arthropoda; Insecta; Hemiptera; Aphididae
Exons: 1
Coding region: 1-4128 (1375 amino acids)
Biological process (GO): DNA integration
Molecular function (GO): nucleic acid binding
Source: RefSeq, a predicted model, not a curated record
AUGACAGCAAAACCAAGUGAGCGAUUAAAUUUAGCUAAAAGGUCUAAAAUAUGUUUCAACUGCUUGCGCACAAACCACGGUUCAAGUCAAUGUACAAAUGAAAACACUUGUAAAAAUUGUGGAUUAAAACAUCAUACACUUUUACAUCUCGACAUGAGAAAGGCCAGUACAACAGGGGGUGAAGAUACGUCAAAUGAUCAGGGAAAGGAACAAGAUUCAAAAAGUACAACAUCUCAUAUAGGAGCAUCACACCCAACCACAUCCCAGAGCGUUAUAUUGUCAACAGCAUUAGUACAUGUAAGUGGGAAAAAUGGCCAAAAGGUGUUAUGCCGAGCACUGCUAGAUUCUGGAUCACAAUCGCAUUUUAUUACAUCAUCUUUGACAACAGAACUAGGCAUUGACAGAAUAAAUACUCAAGUGAUCGUCAACGGUAUAUCAUCAGCAGAGACAACUGUUAGCGAGAAGGCUGAGUUCACGGUGUCUUCACGUGUAAACAAAAAGGAGUAUCAAAUUACUGCUUUGGUUGCACCACGUAUCACCAUUGAUCUACCUGUUGGUAAGAUAGACACAUCGAAUUGGCAUCAAUUACAAAGCGAACAAUUAGCUGACCCAACGUUCCAUCUACCAGGAAAAAUUGAUAUUCUCAUAGGCGCUGAACUCUUUUAUGAUAUUGUACUAGAUGGUAAACAGUUUGGACCAGAGGGUGCACCUAUACUACAAAAUUCAAGAUUUGGUUGGAUUGUUACUGGUCAUAACAACAUCACAAAAACUGAUCCGACACAGACCACAACCAAUAUAAUCACCUGUUGUACCAGUACCACUUAUCAGCGACUUGAGAACCAAAUUGAAAAGUUCUGGAAAGUUGAAGAGGUGCCAAGAGUGACAACUAUGUCAAAAGAAGAUCAACUCUGUGAAGACCACUUUGUCCAAACAUUUAAACGCAAUGAAAGUGGGCGUUACGUUGUACGAUUGCCGUUCAAGGAGACUCCACAUCCUGUGAACAAUUCAUAUGACAUUGCUGUACGGAGACUCUCCCAGGUGGAGAGGUCUCUGCUUCAAAGUCCAUCAGUGUACGACCAGUACCGACAAUUCAUGGCUGAUUAUCUUCAACAGAACCACAUGGAGCGUGUACAACCCACUGAAGAGAGUCCAACUAUAUUCCUACCACAUCAUCACGUCUCACGUCCGUCGAGUGCAACUACUAAAUUGAGAGUUGUCUUUGAUGGAUCCGCUAUUGUUUGCAAUGGGAAGUCACUGAACGACACAUUACAUCGAGGUCAUAAGCUACAGCGUGACAUAGUAAGAAUUAUCACCAGAUUCCGUAUGCACAGAUAUGUUUACACUGCCGACAUACGUCAGAUGUUUCGGCAGAUUGAGAUACACCCUGAUGAUCAGUGUUAUCAAGGUAUCGUGUGGCGAAAUCACCCAUCAGAACCAGUACAAAUGUACAAAUUGAAAACUGUCACUUAUGGGUUGAUAACUUCACCAUUUCAUGCUCUACGCACACUUGUUCAACUCGCAGUUGAUGAACAAGCUAAUUAUCCUGAAGGAUCCAGAAUACUCCAAAAUGAUUUCUACGUCGAUGAAGUCAUGUCAGGCUGUAACAAUGUCAAUGAUGCUAAGGAUCAAAUACAAGAGCUGAAUGAUCUACUCCAAUGUGGUGGAUUUGACUUAAGAAAAUGGGCCAGUAAUACACCUACUAUCUUGGAAAACAUUCCAGCCGAGCAUCAACUGUUGCAGAUUUCUAUGCCUGAUCAACAUAAUGUAAUUGUGUUGGGUAUUUCGUGGAACACUACAAGGGAUACAUUUUCAUUUAAAGUCGAACCUACACCACGAUUGGAUCGCAUCACUAAACGUGAGUUAUUAGGAGAAAUUGCACGCACCUAUGACCCUUGUGGAUGGCUGGCACCAUUGAUAGUAGUUGCCAAGAUCCUCAUGCAACGACUUUGGCAGACAGGCACGGAGUGGGAUGACUCUGUGUCAAAAGAACUUCUUGAACAUUGGGUUGCUCAUCGAACAUCAUACAACCAUCUACAUCAAUUUGAAAUUCCACGUCAUGUUGGCAACAUAAUGGACACCCAACAAGGUUGUAUUCUACAUGGUUUUUCAGACAGCUCAGAACGUGCCUAUGCGGCAGCGAUCUACAUCAUCUCAAAUAACACAGGACAUUUAUUGGUAUCCAAAACUCGCGUAGCCCCGCUGAAAAAAGUCACAAUACCGAGGUUGGAAUUGUACGGUGCUACACUCUUAGCACAGUUAAUGCAUUCACUAAUAGAGUCACUUCAACUGCAAGUCAAAGCAGUAACAAUGUGGACAGAUUCCACCGUCACAUUGCAGUGGAUUCAAAGUGAUGCCCACAAAUGGACCACCUUCGUGUCAAACCGAGUAAGCCAAAUACAGUCACUAGUUCCAACAGCUGAGUGGAGGCAUGUACGUUCCGCAGACAACCCUGCAGACCUGGCCUCCAGAGGCACAUCAGGUGAUCAGCUCAUAAAUAACUAUUUGUGGUGGCAUGGACCUGAUUGGCUUUUUGACCCAAACCAAUGGCCAGACAUAAAAUUGAAACCUACAACAGCAUCAGAUACAAAUGAAGAACUUCGACAUCAACCUACUGUUUCUGUGUCAUUGUUAAGAAACAUUGAACCAAUAGGGCAAGACUUACUGACCAAAUGUUCAAAUUAUGAACGUCUCAAUCGCAUCGGUGCAUACAUCUAUCGGUUCUGCCACAAUUGCAGAAACCCGAGGCGAUUGUCAAAACAUAUCACUGUCCAAGAAUACAAUCAAGGUGUAUAUUUUUGGAUCCGCAUCGCACAACACUCUGUAUUCAAAGAUGAAGUGAAACAACUCAAAUCAUUCAAACCAGUUGCAAGGAACAGUGUAUUAGCCAGUCUUGAUCCAUUCAUUGAUGAUACAGGCUUGCUACGCGUUGGCGGAAGACUUCGGCAUGCAGAAAUCUCUUAUGGUCAAAAGUAUCCAAUAUUGUUACCUAAAAAUCAUAUAUAUACUUAUUUAAUUAUAAAACAGGUUCAUUUGUACUACUUACAUGCUAGCCUAGAAGUCACCAUGUCAGUAAUUAGACAAAAAUAUUGGGUAAUUCACUGUCGUAGUACAAUCAAAAAGGUCAUACACAGCUGCAUACCAUGUGUACGUUCCCAAAAAGAACUAUGUCAACAAGUGAUGGCUGAUCUCCCUGCUGCCCGUGUCACUAUGGCUCCUGUCUUCGCACGAGUUGGAGUUGAUUUUGCCGGGCCAAUAACAACCAAACCAGUUGGGAUCCGUACACGCACCGUUACAAAAUCAUACCUGGCACUGUUUGUGUGCAUGACUACAAAAGCAAUACACUUGGAAGUGGUAAGUGAUCUCACCACUGAGGGGUUUAUAGCAACUCUAAAACGCUUUGUUAGUCGUCGGGGAUGUCCAUCUGACAUUUAUUCUGAUAAUGGCACGAACUUUGUGGGAGCGAACAACAAAUUAAAAUCCUUAUAUCACUGUAUCUCCCAGAGUGAAUUUCAAAAAUCAAUAAACACACAUUGUGUUUCUGUUAACAUUAAGUGGCAUUUUAACCCACCAGCAUCCCCACAUCAUGGUGGUUUAUGGGAAGCUAACAUUAAAAGCACAAAGAUAAUUCUAUACAAAAACAUGGGGAACAUUGUGUUUACGUUUGAAGAGCUGAAUACAAUGUGCUGUCAAAUCGAGGCCAUCUUAAACAGUAGGCCCUUGUGUGCAUUGGACGAUGGCACUGUUUUGACACCUGGUCAUUUCAUUAUUGGCCGUCCUCUGUUGGCUGUUCCCGAAGACAACAUGUUAUGUUCCACUGUUAACCACCGAAAACGCUGGAACAUUAUUCAAAAAAUUACUCAGACAUACUGGAAGCAAUGGUCUAAUACUUAUCUGAAUAAUCUGCAACAACGUUCAAAAUGGCGCAAACCAAAAGAAAAUUUGGCUGUCGGUGAUAUCGUUAUACUACGUGAACCUGGGACAUCUUCCACACAAUGGCCAAUGGCACGCGUCGUCGAGAUAUUCUCCAGUCCUGCUGACAAUCAUGUACGAGUUGUUCGCAUCCGCACUGCAAAGACGGAACUCAUACGUCCUAUCACAAAGCUAGUCAAACUCCCUAUCGAACACUAA